Molecule: messenger RNA, 270 nt
Organism: Strongylus vulgaris
Lineage: Eukaryota; Metazoa; Nematoda; Chromadorea; Rhabditida; Strongylidae
Source: the annotation of a GenBank genome assembly
AAGACAGGAUCCUUUCGAAAAUUCAGUUCUAGCAAAGGUUUGGGCAAAGAACUCAAUCGACGAGCUAUGCAAAUGGCGCAAGCUGAAGGCUGUGAUUACAUAGGGGCUGCUGCAACCGCAGCCGCUUCGCAAGCUAUUUUGACCAAGUCCGGCUGGGAGACCCUCUACGAAUUCCCCUACUCAGCUUACCGCGAGAAUGGCAAUCCCGUGUUCCAGAAUCUUCAUGACGGCUGCCAAAGUGCCAAAGUUUUGGCGUUGAAACUUCGCUGA